CCACUCUUCCGCGAAACUUCGAAUUCGAAUCGUUGCAAAAUGACGAUUAGUUGACUUUUAUUAUCACAACAAGUGCGGUGUCGUCAUGUUUCGCUCAUCACACCAUUAAAAUUCGCCAUUUGACAUCCAAUAGCCAAAGGUGUGCGAGUUGGCGCGAGUUUGUUAUGAAUUGAAUUUUUGUGACCACGUUUCGGAUUUUCGGUGAUAACUUUAGUGUUGGACUUUCAAUUAAAACUACAACAUUUUUUUCAAAAGUUUUUAAAUGGGCCUCCUUUUGUACACUUGUGUCCUAAUGGCCCUCCUCACCCUACUUUACAGGAUAAGUUCAGUGGCCCGUUAUUACCUAAAAUAUGUAUUUUUCGGACUGUCUAGUUGUUUCCUGGCUUCGGCCCCCAUACCUCUCAUGUUGCGUAAACCACGCGACCCCAAAAACGCCUUGAUUCCAGCCUGGGGUAUUCGAAUGGCGUGUCGUUUAAUAGGGGUCACUACUAGUCUCGAAGGUCACGAAAACAUCGUCAAGGACUCGGGUUGUGUGAUUCUAAUGAACCACCAAUCAAUGCUCGAUUUAUUAAUUUUGGCCGAACUGUGGCCGGCUAUGGACAACUGCACCGUCAUUUCCAAAAAGGAAAUUUUGUACUUCCAGCCCUUUGGGCUCGCGGCCUGGCUUUGGGGCACGAUUUUCAUCGACAGAGUGAAGAAAGAGCACGCUCAAGCGGCCGUUAACAAAACCGGAGAGACGAUAAGGACUCGCAAAGCGAGAGUACUUAUGUUCCCCGAAGGGACAAGGAACAGUAAAGAGACGCUCCUGCCCUUCAAAAAGGGGGCUUUCCACGUGGCUUUGGCCUCGAAGUGUCCCAUCCAGCCCGUGGUGGUCAAUCGGUACAGGUUUUUGGGGAAGCACCGGUUUGACGACGGGCAUUUGAGGAUCAAGAUUUUGCCUGCUAUUUCCACAGAAGGGUACACGGUGGAAAAUAUGCAAGAAUUGAUGGAUAAAACUUACAAAAUUAUGGCACACGAAGUCGAUGUUUUGACCAAAGAAGUGGACGCAGGGAAGAUGAAAAAAGAAUAGGGAUUUAUACACUUGUGUACAUACUUUUUUGUAAUUUAUUAUUAUCUUAAUUAAAUAAUUAAAUUUUCUUUUAAUUUAAA
Molecule: messenger RNA, 1149 nt
Organism: Tribolium castaneum (red flour beetle)
Lineage: Eukaryota; Metazoa; Arthropoda; Insecta; Coleoptera; Tenebrionidae
Gene: Agpat2
Product: 1-Acylglycerol-3-phosphate O-acyltransferase 2
Exons: 5
Coding region: 263-1069 (268 amino acids)
Biological process (GO): phosphatidic acid biosynthetic process
Cellular component (GO): endoplasmic reticulum; membrane
Molecular function (GO): 1-acylglycerol-3-phosphate O-acyltransferase activity
Source: RefSeq, a predicted model, not a curated record